AUGCGUCGCCAUCCGGUGGCUUCACUCCUUAUUUGCUUCUGGUUGGUGGAGAGGAGCCACUGUAACGGCAGCCUGCAGGAGAGCAUGGGAGUGCUGCACACCAGGUUCGCCCUCAGCCUCUACCAGACGCUCACCGAGACGGAGAACAACUCCAACCUGAUCGUGUCUCCUGUGAGCGUCUCCUUGUCCCUGGGCCUGCUGCAGUUUGGGGCCAGGGGCAACACGCUCGCUCAGCUGGAGGAGACGCUGGGGUACAACGUCAACGACGCUCAGGUACAUGACCUCCUGUUGCACUCCCAGGGUGACGUGAGCAACACCAGCCAGGGGAUGUGGCUGCAGCAGACCUGCACGUUAUUCAUCCAGAGUGGCGUCCAGCUCCUGACGGAGUUCACACAGCACGCAGCCGUCUGGGCCAACACCAGUGUGGUCCGGGCCAACUUCAGCCAACCCAACCACACCCACAGCCCGCAGGAGAGACCGAACCACAACCAUGAUGAGACGUGGCCCCUCCAGGCAGGAAGCAGCAGCGGGGAGCUGUCGGGCUCGGGCGAGGCCCAGACGGAGGCUCUGUGGUGGGGCCACCGGCUGCAGAUGGCCCUGGUCAACACGGUGGCCUUCAGGGGCGUCUGGCAGAAACACUUCCUCUUCACCAACACCCAGAACCUGCCCUUCACCCUCUCCGACGGGAUUGCUAUCAAGGUGCCCAUGAUGUACCAGGCCACAGAGGUCAGCUUCGGUCAGUUCAGGACGGCAUCAGACCUGCGAUACACCGUGCUGGAGCUGCCUUACCUGGGCCGCUCCCUGAGCCUGCAGGUGGUCCUGCCCAGCGAGAAGAAGACGCCGCUGUCCUCCCUCGACUCCCAGCUCAACGCUCGCCAACUGGCGUCCUGGGACACUGGCCUACGCAGAACCAAGAUGGACAUUUUCCUGCCCAGGUUCAGGAUGCAGAACAAGUUUAACCUGAGGUCGGUGCUUCCCGCCAUGGGCAUCAGUGACGCCUUUAACCCAACAGCAGCUGACUUCACUGGGAUUUCAGAGGCGGAGGGCCUUUAUGUGUCUGAUGCUUUCCAUGAAGUGAGGAUAGAAGUCACAGAAGACGGGACAAAGGCAGCUGCUGCCACAGCUAUGGUGCUACUGAAACGAUCCCGUGCUCCUGUUUUCAAGGCGGACCGGCCGUUCUUGUUUCUGCUGCGACAGGUUAACACAGGAUCCGUCUUAUUCAUGGGCCGAGUGAUGAACCCAGCAGACCAAGCACCCUGA
This is a messenger RNA of Limanda limanda (common dab), 1260 nucleotides long. It is a transcript of the gene serpine3, whose product is annotated as serpin peptidase inhibitor, clade E (nexin, plasminogen activator inhibitor type 1), member 3. Gene Ontology annotation, biological process: negative regulation of endopeptidase activity. NCBI's taxonomy places the organism in Eukaryota, Metazoa, Chordata, Actinopteri, Pleuronectiformes, Pleuronectidae. The record is from RefSeq and is a predicted model, not a curated record. Gene Ontology annotation, molecular function: serine-type endopeptidase inhibitor activity. The transcript has 8 exons. The coding region runs from base 1 to 1260 and encodes 419 amino acids.